AUGCCGUCCGCACCCCCACCCCCACCACACUCCUUUUACACCUUGCUAGCGACGUUCCUCGCGUUCCCGCUGCACGCGCCGCUGACGCUGCUCGUCCUCGACGCGCCCUUUGGCAAGUUUGCGUGGGACGGGUCGUGGUUGAAUGUCCACGGCAACACCGCCUGGGUCGUGAUGGAGGCUGUUUCCCCCAUGACGUUCCUGUUCAACUUGGACACGGCGCGCCUCUCGCCGCGGGCCACGCUCCUCACGGCCCUGUACUUUGCGCAUUACACGCACCGGUCGGUCGUCUCGCCCGUGUUCUUGGCGCCAAAGCGCGCGCCGCUGCAUGUCAUCGUGGUUGCGGCCGGCGUGUUUUUCAAUUAUCUCAACGCGACUCUCCUCGCACACGCGCUCGUCUCGUUCCCGCCGCCGGGAGGAUGGCGGUUUAUGGCUGGGAUCGUCAUCUGGGCACUCGGGUUUGUCGGUAAUGCAUACCAUGACGAGAUCCUGCACGACCUUCGUCGUCCCGCUGGCCAGCGCCUCGUGUCUACCCCGAGCGAUGACCCACGGGACACCGCCAAGGGUGGACGAUACAGGAUCCCCCGUGGAGGCCUGUUUGCAUUGGUGUCGUUUCCGAACUACCUGUGCGAGUGGCUCGAAUGGUCCGGCUUCGCCCUGGCGGCCACGCCCAGCAUGUUCAUUGCCGUGCCCACGACAUACACUGUGCCACUCGCACUGCCUUUUGGCUGGCGAUUCCCCGCCUACCUCCUGGCUGCGCCGUGGGCGUUCGUCCUGGCUGAAGUCACGAGUAUGCUGCCCAGAGCGGUGAGGGGCCACGCAUGGUAUCGUGCCACGUUUGCAGGGUAUCCCAAGAAUAGAAGGGCGGCUGUGCCAUGGCUCAUUUAG
This is a messenger RNA of Apiotrichum porosum, 885 nucleotides long. RefSeq lists its product as uncharacterized. The transcript has 5 exons. Gene Ontology annotation, biological process: lipid metabolic process. NCBI's taxonomy places the organism in Eukaryota, Fungi, Basidiomycota, Tremellomycetes, Trichosporonales, Trichosporonaceae. Gene Ontology annotation, molecular function: oxidoreductase activity, acting on the CH-CH group of donors. The record is from RefSeq and is a predicted model, not a curated record. The coding region runs from base 1 to 885 and encodes 294 amino acids.